Molecule: messenger RNA, 1548 nt
Organism: Thelazia callipaeda (thelaziosis nematode)
Lineage: Eukaryota; Metazoa; Nematoda; Chromadorea; Rhabditida; Thelaziidae
Source: the annotation of a GenBank genome assembly
AUGGCUGAUCCGUUGAAAUUACUUCAUGAAUAUGCUGUUGGUCGACGGACUAUGCGGGAAAUCAAGAGCGUUCUUUACGUUUUUCAGGGUAAUCAACGUUAUUAUGUGUUUGGUGACGCAGCGUACCCCCGUGAUGUCAGGACAAAUUUAACAGUUUAUGGCAGACAAAAUGAAUAUUAUACUUUGGAGUCGUUACUGCUGUUAUGGGAAAAUCGAGAAAUGCAGCACACUGCAUAUGUUAAAGAUGCCUCUGGUAAAGGCAUACAGUGUGUUACCAGACCAGACAGACGUGAACUUUUGGCAUAUCUCAAAGGAGAAAGAGAGCAACCGCCGCAGACUGUAGACUUGUUAGCGCCUAUUCCAGCGCCAGUCCCGGUUUCUCGGCUUCUUGAUCAGCAUGAACCAGAAGUUAAGAAACCUCGAUAUGAUGGAGAAGAAAAUCGGCAGCGAAUUCAAAAUCUUUUGAAAGGUACUGUGGACGGAAGCAAAGGUGCUGAUGUCGAAGGAGUAAGGGAUCUAAGUGAUAAGCUUACAGCGGACAAAAUUGCUGCCUUGAAAAAUAAGCGAAAAAAAAAUAUGGCGCGGAAUACUAUUAAAUCUGUUGAUGACAGAUUUGGCGCUGCAAUGGAUAUAGAUGUGCCGGAUAUAAAUGAGGAUGCCUUAGAUCGUGAACUAAAGAGUAAGGAACGGGUUUGGAGGAAUCGGUCAAGUGUAAUGGAGGCAGCUUCUAAAGAAUUCACGUCAAUUCUUUCUAUCUUGCACAGUUUCAAACUGCGAGAAGAAGCAGCUCAACGUCAAAAAUCUUCAAUUCCCUUAACAAGAGCAGUGGCAAGUGAUCGAAACAGAGUGCAACCCAUUGGUUACUCUCGCUAUGAUCAGGAAAAGUUCAAUAAAGAUCAAACUGCUGGGUUUAAAAUCGAAACUGGACUUACUUUUCAAGGAGCUUCAAUUAUGUCUGCAUCUGGAGCUAAACCAAUGGUAGUUGAGUCAGCAGCGCCUAUAAGAUCUUUGACACCUGUAGUAGAAAGUGGCACUCCUCGACUUCAGAAGAGGCAAUCACGAACACCAAUUAUAGUCAUUCCAGCUGCUGGUACUUCCCUAAUUACAAUGUUCAAUGUUCGUGAUAUACUACAGGAGAUGCGUUUUGUGACAACUGAAGAGCGUAAAGCGACUUGUAGGCGAGAAAAUGAAGUUCUUAUACAAAGGCUUAAAGCUGAUAGCGUUACAGUUCCUUAUAGAGUUGCUGAAAAUCCUCUUAAGUUCAGUGAUGAUGAAUGGAGUCGAGUUGUUGCUGUUUUCGUUCAGGGACCGGCUUGGCAGUUUAAAGGUUGGAGGUGGGGUGGUAACCCAACGGAUAUAUUUGCUAAUGUAGCAGCUUUUCACUUAAUGUAUGAUGACCAAAAAAUGGAUAAUAAUGUGGCAAAAUGGAGUGUUAACGUCUUGAAAUUAUCUCGAACGAAGCGUCAUUUAGAUCGUGCUAUACUAGCUCGUUUUUGGGAGACGCUUGAUCGUUAUAUUAUAAAAAAUAAGCCUCAUUUAAGAUAUUAG